AUGGCCCGGCAAUUGAGCCUCGAGAACGCUCGCGCGAUUCUCUCAACGCUCGUAUCAUGGCGAACCCUUGCUCUUCUCCUCGCGAUCCUCAAUCUCAAAAACCUUCCUUUAGUCUGGCACGUCCGCCUAGCCCGGCACUUCCUCCUCAACAUCCGCUGGCGCCGCGACGAGCCCUUCUUCCCCAAAGGCAAAGCCCUCACAACAUCGACCGGGAAACCCACGCACCCGAUCUUCGUCCCCUACGCCAUUACAAGCACAACUCCACUCCUGGAAACAGACUACAACCUCCAUAAAUCCAACAGCACAUAUUUCUCAGACCUCGACGUCUCCCGCACCGCCCUCGUAACCCGCAUCUAUAGCCCGGGCGUCGGCAUUACAAGCAAAGAGCUCGAUGUCGAACUGGCCGAGAAGGCCCGCGCAGAAGGCAAGACCCCUCCGCCACGGAAGAACAUGUACAUCGCACUCGGCUCAGUGUUUUGCACCUUCAAGCGCGAGAUCAAGCCGUACACGAAAUACGAAGUCGAGUCCCGCGUUCUGGCCUGGGACCAGAAGUGGAUGUAUAUUCUGAGUUUCUUUGUGAAGCCCGCGGUGAAGAAGGGCGGGAAGAGGACGCUCUAUGCCACGGCUGUCAGCAAGUAUGUUGUUAAGAAGGGACGACUUACGAUCCCGCCGGAGAGAGUGUUAAGGGCGAGUGGGUUUCUGCCAGAGCGGCCGGAGGGCUCUGCGUCUAUUGCGGCUCUGUCAGAGUCGGCGGAUGCGUCUGGGACGGAUACGCCUUCUGGAAAUGGGAUAACGGCGACGGCGAGCGGUGUGGAUGGGAGGCUUGUAAGGGAGGUGUUGAAGCUGCAAGACCAUGAGAUUCCGGACAGUGGGAAGUUGAACGGCGAGAAGGCGGCAAAUGCGUCGUCAUGGGAUGGCGAUGAGUGGACUUGGGAGCGCAUUGAGGAGGAGCGAUUGCGUGGGAUGGCUGUGCUGGAGGGGUUCUGUGAUUUGGAUACCAGCUUGGCUGGGGAAUGGGAGGAGUAA
Aspergillus mulundensis is the source of this 1026-nucleotide messenger RNA. Its product is annotated as acyl-CoA thioesterase. The transcript is spliced from 2 exons. NCBI's taxonomy places the organism in Eukaryota, Fungi, Ascomycota, Eurotiomycetes, Eurotiales, Aspergillaceae. The record is from RefSeq and is a predicted model, not a curated record. The coding region runs from base 1 to 1026 and encodes 341 amino acids.